AGGUGACAGCUUCCGGCAAGUGGCGCCUCCCUCCCCCAUCUACCCCUCCUUCCUGCUGUCACUUCCAGUAGCUUGGAGACCAGUUUUUUCAAAAAUGGAACCCUGUUCCUGUGACACUUUUGUGGCAUUACCUCCAUCAACGAUUGGUAACAGGAUUAUUUUUGGAAAAAAUUCAGAUAGACUCUGCAAUGAAGUACAAGAAGUAGUUUAUUUUCCUGCUGGAGUUCAUAACUUGGGAAAACAGCUUAAGUGUACUUAUAUAGAAAUUGAGCAAGCUCCGGAAACGUAUGCUGUCGUCCUUAGUCGCCCAGCAUGGUUGUGGGGGGCAGAAAUGGGAGCCAAUGAGCAUGGCGUUUGCAUUGGGAAUGAAGCUGUGUGGGGAAGAGAGGAAGUCUGUAGUGAGGAAGCACUACUGGGCAUGGACCUUGUCAGACUUGGUCUUGAAAGAGCUGAUACAGCUGAAAAAGCUCUCAAUGUCAUUAUUGAUUUAUUAGAAAAAUAUGGCCAGGGUGGAAAUUGUACAGAGGAUAACAUGGAAUUUAGCUAUCACAACAGUUUCCUGUUAGCUGAUAGAAAUGAAGCCUGGAUUCUGGAGACUGCAGGAAAGUAUUGGGCAGCAGAAAAAGUACAAGAGGGCGUUCGUAAUAUUUCUAAUCAGCUCUCUAUAACAACCAAGAUUGAUCGGGAGCACCCAGACCUGAGGAGCUAUGCUAAACAGCGCGGUUGGUGGGAUGGGAAAAAGGAGUUUGACUUUGCGGGAACAUACUCUUGCCUUGAUACCGCCACAAUGCUGACUUCACCAGGCAGAUACUGUGAAGGCUACAAGCUUCUAAAUAAACACAAAGGAAGCAUAACUUUUGAAACUAUGAUGGAAAUUCUCCGAGAUAAACCAAGUGGCAUCAAUAUGGAGGGAGGAUUCCUGACCACGGCGAGCAUGGUUUCUAUUUUACCUCGAGACUCCAGCUCCCCUUGCAUUCACUUCUUCACAGGCACUCCUGAUCCUGAGAGAUCUGUCUUUAAGCCUUUUAUAUUUGUGCCACAUAUUUCACAAUUAUUGGAUACCUGUUCACCAACAUUUGAACUUGAACACCCAGUUAAGAAGAAGGCACACUGUAAGCCUGACAGAAGACAUCCACUCUACCUGGAGCACCAACAGGCACUUGAAGCAAUUGAUAAUAAUAAGGAAAAAGCCAAAACAAUGUUGGACCAUAUGCAGAAGAUGGAGAAAGAGCUAUUCAAAAAGAUGGAAUCCAUCCUCCAAAAUGAGCAUCUUGAUGUGGAUAAAAUUGUUAAUCUCUUUUCUCAGUGUGCAAAAGAUGAAAUUAGAAUUUAUAAGUCAAAUGUUAGUUCUUAGUGAUUAUAUAAAUGGUUAGAAGCCUUCCUCAAGGCUAGCAUUUAUUGCCUUGGUAAAUGAUAUAUACCUCCUUUGAACAGAUCUGAUUAUUCUUUAAUAGCAUACAAGUGAUAGUUUGACUGAUGAAAUGUAUAAUCUUGCUGAAAUACUGAGAAAGAAAACAUGAAAUCAAACACUCGUGAUGGGACAGCGAGGUAUAACUUUAGGUAAUGUUAUUUCUUUUAGCUACAAUGAAUAUUUUGUUGUCACAAUGAUUAAGUAUUCAAUUCUGUAUAAAGCAUGAAAUGUUAACAUGAUGUAUAGAUUUAUGUUUAGUAUAUUCAGAACUCAGAUUUUUAGUAUUGAAAAAUAUCUCAUGAUGGGGAUUAUUUUUUUUGCUUUAGGCAAACAUUAACCAGGUUUAAGAAGAAAAAUUUCCAUAUUUACACGCUUUGUCAUCAUGGUGUAUUAAUUCUGCAAAUGCCCUUUUAUGAAACCCAACAUACUUUGUCACUAUUUGGCUGACCAGUAAACUUAUAGUUCCAGUCAACCCACCUCCUUCCCUUCCUCUCCUUCUCUUUGUUUUUUUUUUUUUUUUUUUUUUUUUUUUUUUUUUUUG
This is a messenger RNA of Chinchilla lanigera (long-tailed chinchilla), 1952 nucleotides long. It is a transcript of the gene Scrn3, whose product is annotated as secernin 3. The transcript is spliced from 8 exons. Lineage: Eukaryota; Metazoa; Chordata; Mammalia; Rodentia; Chinchillidae. Gene Ontology annotation, molecular function: cysteine-type exopeptidase activity; dipeptidase activity. The record is from RefSeq and is a predicted model, not a curated record. The coding region runs from base 95 to 1354 and encodes 419 amino acids. Gene Ontology annotation, biological process: proteolysis.